AUGUUCGAAGACAUUGCUGCUGCAACAAACAGUUUCCAUGACACAAACGUACUUGGGAAAGGAGGUUUUGGCAAAGUCUAUAAGGGAGUACUAGAAGAUGGAAAGGAAGUUGCUGUUAAAAGGCUUAGCAAGGGUUCUGAUCAGGGGAUAAAGCAUUUUAGAAAUGAAGUGGUUCUUAUUGCCAAAUUGCAGCACAAGAAUCUAGUUAGACUUCUUAGCUGUUGUAUUCAUGAGGAUGAGAAGUUGCUUAUUUAUGAAUACUUACCCAACAAAAGCCUGGACCAGUUUCUUUUUGAUAUUGCAAGGAAGUUUAUGCUUGAUUGGCCAAAGAGGUUCAACAUAAUCAAAGGGGUAGCUAGAGGACUUAUGUAUCUCCACCAAGAUUCGAGAACGACUAUAAUCCAUAGAGACCUCAAGCCAAGCAACAUCCUGCUAGACGUGGAGAUGAACCCAAAAAUAUCAGAUUUUGGAAUGGCAAGGAUCUUUGGGGGCAACGAACAACAAGAAAGUACCAGACGAGUUGUUGGCACGUAG
Triticum turgidum subsp. durum (durum wheat) is the source of this 534-nucleotide messenger RNA. Lineage: Eukaryota; Viridiplantae; Streptophyta; Magnoliopsida; Poales; Poaceae. The record is from the annotation of a GenBank genome assembly.